Molecule: messenger RNA, 1043 nt
Organism: Hyalella azteca
Lineage: Eukaryota; Metazoa; Arthropoda; Malacostraca; Amphipoda; Hyalellidae
Product: U-scoloptoxin(01)-Er1a
Exons: 6
Coding region: 87-449 (120 amino acids)
Cellular component (GO): extracellular region
Molecular function (GO): chitin binding
Source: RefSeq, a predicted model, not a curated record
ACGAGAUAGCGAGAGCGUACUCCACCUUUGCCCAUCUGCACAUACCGACGUGUCCACUGUGUUAGUGAAACUAUACAAGAUCAACUAUGACGAGGCAACUUCCUACGUUCUUCUCACUCGCUGUCAUGGUCAUAGCGUGCACGGUGGUCUGCUCGCUGCCGACGCUCAGUAGGGUGAAGCGAUGGGAAGAAUUUCCUAAUGUAACGUUCACGUUCGACUGCACCGACCGACCGGUCGGAUUUUACGCCGACCAGGAAUUCAACUGCCAGCUUUUCCACAUGUGCGACGAGGACGGCCGGCGCAUCCCGCACAUGUGCGCCAACGACACGGCCUUCAACCAGGAGUACAGAAUCUGUGACUGGGCGUCCAAUGUGGACUGCGAUAACGCCAACCAGUGGUUCUAUCUAAACGAACUGACCUACGUCACCGACCCUCCUAGAUAUCCUUAACUGAAGCUGUAAGCCACGUAUGAUGUCACACCGUCACAACACACGCGAAGAACGGCGAGCUUCCGUUGCCGCUAACGGCCGCCUGGUCGCAGCGGCCAUCGCCUGUGAUACAAUUUGCCGGAGAUUUUCAUUGCCCCCCCUCUUAAUUAAUAGUGAAUUAGUAAUGCAACUUUUUUAAUCUAAAACAACGUCAUAUCAUUGAUUUGUUGUAGCAUUUUUUUGUGUUUAGCUCUGAAUUCGAAUUGAAAUAAUGGCAAUACUAGUAUUUUUUGGGCCACCGUGCACUGCACACUGCAGUGGACAUAUGACGAUCGAUAUAAAAUGUGUUGUAAAUCUUCAAUGGAAAAGCUUCUAACACAAAUGACGUCUCAAAUUCUGUGUAGUUUUGCGAGUGGUGAAAAUUUUGCGAUUUUUGUUUUGUGUAUAGUGUAAAUACUCCAUGCCCAUAAAUUUCGCUUCUGCUUGAUUUCUUGCCAGUACCGCUAGAGCUGUCGUUGAGUAACUUGAAGGAUUUAUAGUUAGGCAUGUGACUUCCUAAACACAAUAAUUCUCUAAGAAUUUAAUAGCAAAGAAAAGUCAACAAAAAUUCAUAUC